ACCUCUUCAAAGUACGACUACAUCAAGUGCAAAGAUCUGAUCCACUCAGGAUCUCCUACCGUCUUCCAGCUGACACCAAAGAAAGAAUGUAUUGAAACCUUAAAAAUAAUGACUCUUGGGAAUGAAGAUCCACGUAAAAUAAAAAGAACCAUCUUGCUUGUGGGAGAAACAGGAGCAGGAAAAUCUACUCUGAUCAAUGCCCUGGUCAACUACGCCAUUGGAGUGACGUGGGAGGACAAUGUCUGGUUUGAGAUCGUAGAGAAGGAUGAGAAGAGAGAUCAGUUUGAAAGUCAGACAUCAGAUGUGAUCGUGUACAAGAUCUUUGGUUUUGAAGAUAAAACUCUGCCGUACUCUCUGACCAUCAUUGAUACUCCUGGAUACGGAGAUACCAAAGGGACUAAAGAAGAUGACAUUGUCAGAAAAAGACUGUUAGACUUGUUCGGCUCAGAGGACGGGGUUCUUGAGAUUAACGUAGUGGGUCUGGUGCUAAAAGCGAGCGACAAUCGACUGAGUGACCGUCUGAGGUACAUCUUUGAUUCAAUGGUGUCUCUGUUUGGAAAAAACAUGGAGAAGAACAUUGUCUUCCUAAUCACUCACUCAGAUGGAAAAACACCUAGAGAGGCUCUCAAAGCUCUAGAGGCAGCAAAGAUUAAAUGUGCAAAAGAUGAAAAGAAUCAGCCAGUUUACUUCCUGUUUAACAACUGCCAGAACACAGAGAGAAAUCAGAAAAACAAACUGGCUUUAGAGGCAUCAGGGGAAAUAACUACGAGGGGAAUGAAAGGAUUUACAGACGUCCUGAUAGAUCUGAGAGGCAAAAAUCUGAAAACCACUACUGAUGUAAUGAAUUCACGCAUCAGACUGACAGCGUGCAUUAAAAACCUGCAAGAGCGAGUUGAGUUGAUUGAACUCCAACAGAGAGAAAUCCAACAGACUCAGGAAAAUCUGAAGAAACACGAAGAAGAGAUGAAGAGCAACAAGAACUUCACUAUAGAAGUUGAUGAGAGCUACAAAGAAAAAGAACCUAUCAAGGGUGGGAGGUGGCUUUUGGUGUUUUAUGAAGGAGUUGUGAGCUGUAAUAAAUGUGAGGAGAACUGUCACUUCCCUGGAUGCACGAUGGCCCGAAAUCCCAAAGACUGCGACGUGAUGAAAAGAGGUAAAUGCACAGCAUGUUCUGGAAAAUGUCCUGCUUCUGACCAUGUGAAAGAAGAGAUGCGGUACGAGACCAAGACAAGAAAAGUUCAGAAGACCCUUCAAGAUGUUAAAGACAAGUUUGAAAGCAGUAAAUCAGACCUUGAGAAGAGUACAAGCAUUCUGAAAGAUCUGGAGAUUAAAAUGGGAGAGCUUGAGAAAGACAAAGAUCAGUGGUUAGAAGAGUCCUUCAAGUAUGUUCUCAAACUGGAGAAGAUCGCUCUGAAUGUUGAUUCACUGUCCACUCAUGUCCACUUGGACUUCUUGAUUGAGAGGAUGAAGGAGAAAGGAGACACAGAGAAGGUCCAGAAACUGGAGGAGAUGAAAAGUCGAAGGGUUGAAGGAACCAGAGCAGCUCUCAAGUAUAUGGGUGGUGGAAGCAUGAAAAAAGGGAAAAUGUAAUUUGGGGUGUGGGGGUCCUCCCCAAUAAUUGUUUUUUAACAGAGAAGAUAUCAUUUUAUACUAAUGCAUUUUAACAUGUUUUGAUGCUUUUACCUGAUUAAAACAGAAGACACAUUUUGUAGAUGAUGAAGAAGAAGAUGGGAUGUUUAUUAGGUAUUAUUAUUUUUGGAAUUAUGAUUGUUAAAUAAUCAUAUGUUGCUUAUUGUGCAGUGAUAACAAGUCAGCAAACACAUGUGAGUUGAGCUCUCUUUAAUCAAGCAAUUAUGUUCAGUGGUGGAAAUAAUUAUCUUUACAUCUACAAACAUGUUGUGGUCCAGUCUGCUGUUUUGUUUGAUGUUUUUUAUAUGUCAAACUAGUCUCCUAACAUCAGUCCUCUAGCAUCCUCAUCUCUCCACUGCUCUGCUGAUGUUAGCUAGCAUUAGCACGAUGCUUACCAAACAGUGAGGCUGUGUCUGAAAUCACUCCCUAUUCACUCUAUAGUGGACACGCCAUUUUGUAGUGCUAUCCGAAUUCUGAGUGAGCGUGGUCAUACCCUAUAUCGUCCACUCAAUGUAUCCCACAAUGCAUUUUGAAAAGUAGUGUAUGAGCGAUGGUCACUAUGCGAGAAAUAUAUACCAUCAUGCACUGCGGUUCAAAAGAUUUUCACGAGUGGAGAGUGGCGUUUGACUCGACUGCUCUCAGACGGACGAGAGGAGCGAGCAGCGUGAACACAGAAACUCAUUAAAGUUCAUAUUCAGAACGUUUUUACUGAAAUCUAUGAUCAGUUUUAAUAAAUAGUACAAGGUCGUUAACGUAAGUGACGGUAGUUUGUCCUAAUGAUGAUGACAGACACGAGACCAGAGUCUGUGAGCAUGAAUAAACGAGUCUAGGUGCAAAACUUUGUUUCUUCAAUUAUAGAAAAAAUCUUUAUUUUAUAUUUAGUCAUUUGUUGACUUUUUUUGUCAAAAUAAACUCAGGAUGAUUUAAGUUAGUACUGAAAUUCAUGUCGUUAUUUACCGUUAUUGUUAAUCGUAGGCCGGAGUUAAGCUGUACAUUAUAAAACAAUGACGUCACUGUCAGCAGCCGGCCAGUGUGCGAGUAGUGUCCGAAAUGUAUUUUCAUUGUUCUGAAUGAGUGCACUACAUAGUCCACUACUUAUAACUCACUGUAUAGUGAGCAGGGAGGAGGGAAUUAACCAGAGACAGAAGUAAGACUAUAAGGGAUGGAGAGACAGAUGUGCUGAGUUUAUGAUACAGUUUUUAAGUGAGAGGAUCCAAAUUAAUGAUUCUUCAAAGGUGGGUGAGACUUGUUGUCCCACCCAUAUAUGAUGGCUCCGUUGGCAUUAAUUGAGUACAAACUCACAGCUGCUGGAAAGCAGUUAAAGCAAAGACGAAGUAGGUGAACAAGGUCAUUGUGAGGCAAAAAAAACAUUGUAAAAACAGACUAAACUGUCACUACAAACCUCUUAACUUAACAAAAACUUAAAGGUCACAUAUCCUCCUCCUCCUCCUCUUCAGUGUAAAUAAGUCUCAGAGCUCCUCAAAACAUGUGUGUGAAGUUUCUUGUUCUAAAUCCACUCUGAUCCUGUAUUUGAUCAUGUCUAUAAACCCCUCUAUUUCAGCCCUGCUCAGAACAGGCUGUUUCUGUGUCUGUACCUUUAAAUAUGUAAAUGAGCUCUGUCUGACCACGCCCCCUCUCUGGAAGGGCUCGGGUGUACUCUGUCUUUCUGGCUCCAUGUCCUAUUGUUUACGGUGAGAAGGCAGACUCAGAGGGCAGAACAAACACCUAGCUGUGGGAGUGUCACUCACCUGGGGGAGGGGCUACUGCCCUUUGUGAUGUCAUGAAGGGAAAAUCUCCAAACGGCCUGUUUGAGCACACAUUUUCUGAAAAGUGGAGCAGGUAGAAGACAGAGAGGAUGGACUUUUCUCCUCAUUGGGGGGUUUGUAGACGGACUAGAGACACAUGUUAGAGGAACAUGGUGAAGAGGAUUUUACAGAAUAUGUGACCUUUGAAACCUUUCAAUUUUGAAUCUUUCAUUUUAUUCUUGUGGUGUACAAUGACUGUGGCUGUUAUUAUUUUACUUUCAAAUGAUGACUUGCUGAAAUGAUAUGUAACUCAAACUUAACCGCCUGUGUUGAUGUGCUGUAUUUUAAUCACAUGGAGUUUUAUGUGUCUUUGUGGUUUGACAAGUUCAGUUCUCUCAGAUGACACAGUCCAUGUGGAUAGUUUUAUCUUUUCAUGUCAUCAUUAUUGUGAACAAGCCGAUUGCGAUCAUUGAAAGCAUAUCCUGAUUGAUCUAUUUUUUGGAAUCAAUAAAAUGGAUGUUUCUUGAAAUCAGCUCAGUGUGUCUUCACUGGACCAUCAGCAGGUGUAGUUGCCAUUAGAUUGAUUGCAUAUUAAUACUAGGUUUUUGUACUGUUUGCAUACAUGGCUUAACAAUUGCUUGAGAAAUUAUUUAAUUAUUGCUUAAAUCAGGGGCGGUUUUAGGAUCAGAGCUGUCGAUGUGCUCAGCUAUUAAAGAAAUACUGACAUGUAGAGUUCCUGUUCAAUCCUCCUGCUA
This is a messenger RNA of Labrus mixtus (cuckoo wrasse), 4129 nucleotides long. Its product is annotated as septin-1-like. The record is from RefSeq and is a predicted model, not a curated record. Bases 109 to 1590 code for a protein of 493 amino acids. NCBI's taxonomy places the organism in Eukaryota, Metazoa, Chordata, Actinopteri, Labriformes, Labridae. The transcript has a single exon. Gene Ontology annotation, molecular function: GTP binding.